Dunckerocampus dactyliophorus (ringed pipefish) is the source of this 2650-nucleotide messenger RNA. RefSeq names its product cytochrome P450 27C1 (gene cyp27c1). Gene Ontology annotation, cellular component: mitochondrial inner membrane. Gene Ontology annotation, molecular function: oxidoreductase activity, acting on paired donors, with incorporation or reduction of molecular oxygen; heme binding; iron ion binding. The record is from RefSeq and is a predicted model, not a curated record. Lineage: Eukaryota; Metazoa; Chordata; Actinopteri; Syngnathiformes; Syngnathidae. The coding region runs from base 124 to 1764 and encodes 546 amino acids. Gene Ontology annotation, biological process: glucocorticoid biosynthetic process; cellular response to peptide hormone stimulus; cholesterol metabolic process. The transcript is spliced from 9 exons.
GGUACAAGCCACAGUUUAAAGGCGCUCGGCAACACAGGAGUAUCUAAUGUUACAUUACCACACAGGGCGCGCACGUGUAAACUCUGCCGACGUCGCUUUUACGCACAAGACAACUCUACAAUAAUGGCCGUACUCAAUCAUUUAACGGCAGUUUGCCGGAAGAAUUUGCAGGUCGAUCGGCUUAAUAAGCAGCUGGUGUUCACACUUCGGGUUUUGCACAAGUCGGCGGCCGGGGAAGCUUUUGGGAUCCCCUCGCCUACGGAAGAGGACAGCGUGUCCCAGAGUGUCAUCACAGCGGCUCACGUCUCUGACAAAAGAGUAAAAGUCAAGAGCUUAAAGGAGAUGCCAGGACCCAGCACCACGUCUAACCUCAUCGAGUUCUUCUGGAGAGACGGUUUUAGUAGAAUUCAUGAAAUUCAGAUGGAACACAGCAAGAAGUAUGGGAAAAUCUUCAAAUCCCAUUUUGGACCUCAACUGGUGGUCUCCAUCGCUGACCGAGACCUGGUCGCUCAGGUGCUGAGGGCUGAAGGUGUGGCUCCUCAGAGAGCUAACAUGGAGUCCUGGAAGGAGUACAGAGACAUGAGAGGACGUUCAACAGGCCUCAUCUCAGCGGAGGGAGAGCAUUGGCUGAAAAUGCGAAGUGUUCUUCGGCAGCUAAUCAUGCGCCCCCGUGAUGUGGCAGUCUUCUCCGAUGAUAUUAACAAAGUGGUAGAUGACCUGAUCGAGCGAGUUUCUACUCUGCGCAGCCGGGAGCUGGAUGGAGCAACAGUGUUCAACGUGAAUGACCUCUUCUUCAAAUAUGCAAUGGAAGGUAUAGCAGCCAUUUUGUACGAGAGUCGUUUAGGCUGUCUGGAAAAUGAGAUUCCCCGGGAAACUCAAAACUAUAUCAGCGCACUAAACCUCAUGUUCAGUUCCUUCAAGACCACCAUGUAUGCUGGAGCCAUCCCCAAGUGGCUGCGGCCCAUCAUCCCCAAACCUUGGGAGGAGUUCUGUUUCUCUUGGGAUGGCCUCUUCAAAUUCAGCAUCAUUCACAUCAAUAAGAGGCUUGCUGAGAUCAAGGCCCAGGUUGAGCAACGAGAGGAAGUGAAGGGAGGACUUCUCACACACAUGCUCGUCACCAUGGAGAUGAGCAUGGAGGAAAUCUAUGCCAAUGCAACAGAGAUGUUACUGGCAGGGGUCGACACGACCUCCUUCACGCUGUCAUGGGCCAGCUACCUGUUAGCACGGCACCCUGAAAUUCAGGAGCAAAUCUAUAUGGAGGUGGUGAGGACUUUGGGUCACCAAGCUGUUGCUACGGCCGACGACAUUCCUCGUCUGCCUCUUAUCAGAGGCCUGGUCAAAGAGACUCUCAGGCUUUUUCCAGUUCUCCCGGGAAAUGGACGGAUUACCCAGGAUGACUUAGUGGUGGGCGGAUACUUUAUCCCCAAAGGGGUACGACUGACUCAGUUGGCUCUUUGUCACUACUCCACUUCCUUGGACGAGGAGAACUUUGCUGAUGCUUUAAACUUCCGACCAGAUCGCUGGGUUCGAAAAGAUUCCUCAGAUCGUGUUGACAACUUUGGCUCCAUUCCCUUUGGCUAUGGUAUCAGGAGUUGCAUCGGCAAGAGAAUAGCUGAGUUAGAGAUGCAUCUAGUUCUGACCAGGCUUAUUCAGAGGUUCCACAUUGGCAUGUCUCCGCUCACUGCUGAUGUAAAGGCCAAAACACACGGCCUUCUCUGCCCUGCAGGGCCCAUCCACCUGCAAUUCACUGACAGAGAAAAUUAGGGAAGAAUCCUGUUUAUAAGGUCUGUUGUACUGUAUAUUUUUAGUGUAUUAAUUUUUAAUUAGUGUUUUUUUUGGAAAGACUUCUUUCUGUACACAGUGCAGUGUUUUUACUGAGGUUUUACUCAGACAACAAAUAUGUAGUAAUAAAGACACGUAUAUAAUAAUGGACCAAUAAUUUAAAGUCAAAUAGUUAUUUUUGUUUAGUAUGUUUUUCUGAUUUAGAUACAUUGUUUUUUGUUACUUGUGACUCCUCAUUUAUUCUAUUGUAUAAAUAUAGAGUGCAAAAUGAACAUAAACACUCUUUAUCCUUGCAGGUCUUGUAUGUUAUCAUUUUGAACGCAAAUUUUCAUAUACUGCAUCCUCCCUGAGUUUGAGAAAGGACAUCACAUGAAUGUUGAUGGACAACAGUGAAUGUAUUGCAAAUGAGCUGUUUUUACAAGCACAUAUGUGUGUUUAUGUAUGUAUAUAAUUAUCUUAUUCUGAUCUGUGUUCUAAACCAAUUUUUUUUUUUUUUACCAAGUACCUUUUCAGUUUUAAUGAAUCUCUCAUUUAAAAAAUGUUUGAGUGGUGUGCUGUACAGUAUGUAUAUGAAAACGUUAUCUGAUUGAUAAACAGAUGGAAAAUAUUUGUAAAGGGAUCACAACAGUUUUUUUAGCAUAGAUAAUUAUUUGAUGAAGGCAAGUACGUUGUGGUGUAUUCGAGAGAUAAUGUAUGUUACAAAGGAAGUAAAAGAUUCACACUGGUUUGCAAGGCGCAAAACAGAAACAUCUGAUGUAUUUGUAUUUAUCUUUUGCAUUUGUUACUGUUCUUUAGUUUCAGUAAAACUGAAAAACAUAAUCUAAAAAUUAUUUUAAUUUUUUUUCUAUCUGAAGUAUAUUAAAGAUAU